UUUCGGGCGUUUCGCUGGAUGCAGACUAUGAUCUUUGCCAUUGAGGAGGUCAACAGAAAUAGCAAAAUCCUUCCGAAUAUUACACUGGGGUAUAAAAUAUAUGAUUCAUGCAGUACACCCCACCAGGCUCUAAGAGCUGCCAUGCAGCUAACUGGAACUGAGAAGAGUUCAAGUGGUGAAGCAGAAAAACAAGGCAGAACCGCCUGUCAAGGGACUAUACCAGCAGUAAUUGGAGAUGGAGGUUCCACUCAGUCUUUGGUAGUGGCUAGCUUUUUUGGAGUUUUCAACAUACCACAGGUUAGUUACUUCUCCAGCUGUGCUUGUCUCAGUGACAAACGGGAGUUCCCUGCCUUCCUAAGGACCAUGCCCAGUGACUUCUUCCAGGUAGAUGCCAUAGCACAACUUGUUCAACAUUUUGGCUGGACGUGGGUGGGUGUGAUAGCAGGGGAUGAUGCCUAUGGACGUGGUGGGGCAAGCAUCUUUGCUGAGAAGGUUAGAAGAUUAGGUGCUUGUAUUGCUGUCCAUGAGUUCAUCCCUAAGAACUGCGCACCAGCUGCUGUUGCAUCUAUCAUUCACAAAAUUAGGCUCUCUGGUGCUCGUGUGAUUCUGGUGUUUGCUGUGGAACAAGAUGCAUCAGUGUUAUUUGAUGCUGCACUCAGGAUGGGGCUCACUGGGAUGCAGUGGUUGGCCAGUGAGGCUUGGAGCACAGCUCAUGUUCUCUCCACCUCAGUAAAGUACCACCACAUCCUCCAAGGGUCAAUGGGAUUUGCCAUAAAACGAGCACAAAUUCCUGGAUUACAAGAUUUUCUGCUUCGCCUGCAUCCCUCGACAAAAGAUGCCCUUGAUGAUCCAUUUUUGGUACCUUUUUGGGAAGACAUGUUUCAUUGCAGCCUGGGUGUGCAAACUGAGGCUUUUGAAUAUAGUGAAGGCACACCCCGGUGUUCUGGAACAGAAGACCUGAGGAACAUGAAGAACAUUUACUCAGAUGUGUCACAGCUCAGGAUAUCCUAUAAUGUCUACAAGGCUGUGUAUGCCAUUGUUUAUGCCAUAAAGGCUUUGAGGAGCUGUGAGAAAGGGCAGCCCUGUCCAGAUCCAGACAACAUAGAACCUUGGAAGCUGCUUCAUUACAUUAAACAAGUGAAAUAUGUCAAUUCAUUUGGUGAUGAAAUAAAAUUUGAUGAGAAUGGUGACCCUGCAGCCAUGUAUGACCUGGUAAAUUGGCAGAUGCAAGCUAAUGGAGAAAUGGAGUUUGUUACUCUAGGAAAAUUUGAUGAGACGGCAACCACGGAAAAACUCCAAAUUCAGGAAGAGAACAUUGUAUGGACUGGCAACCAAACUUCAGUGCCCUUGUCAGUUUGCAGUUCCAUCUGUCCUCCAGGAACCCGAAAAGCAAUUAGACCUAACUUUCCUAUCUGCUGCCAUGAUUGUGUAGCCUGUACAGCCGGCGAGAUCAGCAACCAAACUGAUGCCAUUGAGUGUUUGCGCUGCCUGCCAGAGUUCUGGUCCAAUCCUGAGAAGACAACUUGCAUUCCCAAACAAGAGGAAUUCCUGUCUCUUAGUGACAAUUUGGGCAUUAUGCUGAUGGCUAUGUCCCUUUUUGGAUCCCUCUGUACCACUAUGGUGGUCGUUAUAUUUUCUUGGCACAGAAUGACCCCUUUAGUCAAGGCGAACAACUCUGAGCUUAGCUUCUUGCUGCUCUUCUCCUUGACUCUGUGUUUCUUGUGUGCUCUCACCUUCAUAGGCCGGCCCUCUGAAUGGUCCUGCAUGCUGCGACACACAGCGUUUGGGAUUAUCUUUGUCCUUUGUGUCUCUUGUAUCCUGGGGAAAACUAUAGUGGUGUUAAUGGCUUUCAGAGCUCUAAUCCCAGGCAGUAAUGUUGUGAAAUGGUUUGGGCCUGUGCAGCAAAAGACAAUCAUUACCCUUUGCACAAUGGUUCAGGUAAUAAUAUGUACAGUGUGGCUGGUUCUUGAUCCUCCCACUCCUCUCAAACUCAUACCUCCUGGGAGUGCCAUUGUCAUUCUGUUGUGUGACCAGGGGUCACCCAUAGCAUUUGCUAUGGUGCUGGGGUACAUUGGACUGUUGGCCUGCCUCUGCCUUCUUUUGGCCUUCCUUGCAAGGAAACUCCCAGACAGCUUUAAUGAUGCCAGACUCAUCACAUUCAGUAUGCUGAUUUUUUGUGCAGUGUGGGUGGCCUUUGUCCCCGCUUACAUUACUUCCCCAGGGAAAUAUUCUACAGUCACAGAGGUGUUUGCUAUUUUGGCAUCCAGUUAUGGACUUCUGGUAUGUAUAUUUGCCCCAAAGUGCUACAUAAUAAUAUUAAAGCCAGAAAAAAACACACGGAAACACAUGAUUUCUAAAAGUGUCACUGUAAAACAUUAG
This is a messenger RNA of Thalassophryne amazonica, 2379 nucleotides long. Its product is annotated as extracellular calcium-sensing receptor-like. Gene Ontology annotation, cellular component: membrane. The record is from RefSeq and is a predicted model, not a curated record. The coding region runs from base 19 to 2379 and encodes 786 amino acids. Lineage: Eukaryota; Metazoa; Chordata; Actinopteri; Batrachoidiformes; Batrachoididae. Gene Ontology annotation, molecular function: G protein-coupled receptor activity. The transcript has 9 exons. Gene Ontology annotation, biological process: G protein-coupled receptor signaling pathway.